This is a messenger RNA of Symbiodinium sp. CCMP2592, 1227 nucleotides long. Lineage: Eukaryota; Dinophyceae; Suessiales; Symbiodiniaceae. The record is from the annotation of a GenBank genome assembly.
AUGAAGAUCCAGAAGAUUCGGCGGAUUUGCGUGCACACCGCGGCCUUCGUUGCUCUUUUUGCCAGCGCUGCCAUACUGAUCUUCGUCCCUUGCGAGCUUCCGGAGAUGUCCCAGCAGGACUUUUUGAUGCGCCAUGGCUUCGGCCUCGUCGGCGUGAUCACCUGCAGCGGAACGGCCUUCGCACCCUUCCGAGCUCUUCUAAGAGCACGGGAGAGUGGCUCCCUUGCCGGCAUGGACACUCGCUCUUGGCCGCUCUACUUCAUCAAGUCCAUCACCGGCACAUUGUAUGCCGUCAUGCUGGGGGACAUGUAUGUGCUGCUGGCGAAUGUCAUUAGCGUGGUGAUGUGGAUGUAUUUCUGCCUUGCUGCCAUUGGCCUGCUAUCACGCGAGGAGGGUGAGCUAGCACCGCCAGUGUUAGACGACCUGGGCGACGCGGGCUUGCUGAUGCGGAAGGAUGCACUGCAGCUUCACGAACUCUCGAAGGCCUACCGAAAGAAGGCCAUCCGGCGAACCGAGCAGCAGGUGUCCCUGGGUAUGGGCCUUAUGUUCGUCUUAUCCUUUCUGACACAAGUGAAAGGUCAGGAGGGCCUUGAAUUCCUCGAUGUCGUCUCCGUGGAGCAGCGCCUGUAUGGCUUUUCCUUGCUGACCAUGGCCAUCAGCCUCAUCUGCUAUUCAGCGCCGAUCGGGCGUCUUUGGGUACUGAUUCAGAAGCGGGAUGGCUCCUCGGUCUUUGUUCCCUAUGCCCUGGCACAGUGUGUGCACAACUUGGUCUGGCUGGGCUAUGGCAUGAUCCUGGGGAACGCAGCUGUGAUGGUGCCGAAUAUUCCCGGAGUCUUCUGCACGGUCGCGCAAAUCCUGAUCAAGCUGAGGUGGCCCGGGGAUGCGGAAAUCUCCGGCCCGGCGCACAACAGGGCCGCCAGGAAGGAGAGCUUCGCGCAGGAGCAUUCGGAGGGUGGUCUUACGACAGUCGCUGCCGGGACCUCGUCAGAUAAGUGUGAGGCCAUGGAGGACACCGCCACGGAAGCGACCACGGCAUCAACGGAGGCCGACAGCUCUACUGCAGCUGGAAGGAGCCGGGCGACCCUCGCUCAGCGCAGCGUGACGCUGCCGGACCUGGUGCCCAUCUUGAAGGAGAAGGGCGUUUACGAGGAUUACCUGAAAUGGCAGCGGGACUACCAGAAGUGGCGCGCUGCCGCGCCUAGGAGUUCUGCAGAGGAGACCGCCUAA